Molecule: messenger RNA, 1931 nt
Organism: Tilletiopsis washingtonensis
Lineage: Eukaryota; Fungi; Basidiomycota; Exobasidiomycetes; Entylomatales
Exons: 3
Coding region: 1-1860 (619 amino acids)
Biological process (GO): microtubule-based movement
Source: RefSeq, a predicted model, not a curated record
AUGGCCAGUCUCUCGCUCGGGCUCAGCGGCAGCCGCACGCGCGCCGGCGUGCGCAGCAGCGCCGCGCCGACGGCGAGCAGCAGCAGCGGCGCCAGCGGCAGCACGCUGCGCCGCGCCGCACCCGCCUCGCUCGCAGCGGGCGGCGCCGCGGCCGGCAGCAGCAGCAGCAGCGGCGCCCUGGCGGGCGACAGCAUCGUGCUGGAUCUCGGCGUGCGCCUCUGCCGCACCGGCUUCAGCGGCGAGGCGGCGCCGCGCUUCUCGCUGCCGACGCCCGCGGCCGCAGCGGCGCUCUUUGCGCCCGACGUGUGGAGUGCGUGUCGCACGCCGGCGCAGCGCAGGGCGCACGAGCUGCGCCUCGAGGAGGAGGCCACGAGGCUCUUGCGCUUCCUGCUGCUCGAACGCCUGCUCAUCGACCCAAAAGGCCGUGCCGUGCUGCUCGUCACCAACGCCCUCACGUCGCACGCCGCGCGCGACACGCUCGCCUCCGUGCUGCUGCUCAACCUCAACGUCCGCAUCCUCUCCUUCAUCCCACACGCCUCGGCAUGCACGCUUGCUGCCGGCCGGCGCGCCGCGCUCGUCGUCGACAUCGGCGCCAGCGAGACGCGCUUUGCCGCCGUGGCAGAGCUCGGGAGCCUGCAUCUGCCGUAUCGUCUCAUGAGCUCUACGCGCUCGCGACGUUCAGUUGUGGGCCGAUUGAAGCUGCUGCUGCUGCGUUUCGGCAAGCAUGUCGCUGCCACGCCUGCGAGUGCCUCGCGCAGGUCUCGCACGGGGCCGGUCAAGGAGGAGAUGCUCUCGCCGGCUGUUCUGGACGACAUUCUCGAUCGAUGGCUGCUCGUUCCUCCUCCAGGAUCGACUGCUCCACCGCAAGCACCUGACAUUUUCGAUGUCGACGCGCUGCUCGCUCAGCAGCACGCCUCCUUCGCCGCAUCCUCACGCGCCAAAGCCAUGCUCUACCCGCUGCGCGCGCCGCCCAAGCUCGAGCCGCACGCCGAGCGCAGUGCGCCUGCCACGCUGGGCGCACUCGUGGCUGCGGCGAGCCCGAGCCUGGGCACGCUCGUGCUGCCGGGCUGGGUGCGCGAGCGUGCGGCAGAGGUGCUGUUUGAGAAGGGCGAUGAGGAUGAGGCAAGCCUAGUGGAGGCGGUGCUGGAGUUGUUGCUCCACCUGCCCAUCGACCUGAGACGGCCUCUCGCAUCCAACAUUCUCGUCGUAGGCGGUCUCUGCUCCCUUCCGGACCUGGCCCAUCGACUGAGGCUCGAGCUCGAGGCCGCGCUCGAGCGCGUAGCUGCUGGCGCCUCUGAGCGCGCAGCAGGCAUGCAACAGCAGCCGGCGCUGAGCCAGACGCGCGUCGGCGCGCUGGCGUCGCGCGAGGAGCGGGAAGCAAGACGCAGAGCGUUGCUCGACGUGCAGCCGCAGCAGCAGGGCGACAGCAGCGAGGCCGCGUCGGCCGCGGGCGGCGAUGGCGGCAGCAGAGCGAUGGUCCUGCCUGCCGCCUCCUCGCUCUCCUCCAAGCUCACCGGCGAUCGCUGGGCGCCCCUCUGCUCUCUGCUGCCGCAUCUGCGUGUGCUCAACGACCACACGCUGCCCACGUGCAUUCCCCUCUCUCCCGUCGCCUUUGCCUGGAGCGGCGUCUCGCUCGCCGGCGCACUCGCCUCCUCCGCCGGCGAGCUCUGCGGCACCCUCACGCUCACGCGCGACGCGUUCCUCGCGCAGCGAGCGAAAGAGGAGACUCGGCCGCCGACGCGCCCCGGAGGCGUGGGCAGAGGCAGCUUCAUGGGCGUCGUCGGCGGACUGCAUACGGGCGCCUGGGGUGCGCUGAGCGCCCAUCUGGGCGGCGCGAGAAGCCCGCCCGCCAGACCUUAGACGCCGUGACGCAUCAUACCUUCGCUCGAUACCACCUGCCACCAACCCGCCUAAUCAAUGCGUCGUGUGCG